GGGUACGUGUAAGCAGGGGGGGACGACAGAAGAGUUCGCUUUCAUGGCCGAGAAGAGCCAAAUCCAGAGCUAGAUCGAUAAUUCAGCCGAAUCUUUUCAACAAUAAGUAAAUAAAGCGCCUCAAAUCCCGGGCUGAGUCAUCGAGUCCAGUUCGAGCAGAAAGACGGCACUUUUCUGAAGGGCUUAAUUAUACAGGAGGCAACGAUCCUCCUUAAAACUACGGAGAGAUCAAGACUUUGAUACCAGUAGGCAGGCAAAGGGGAAGGAAGGGGAAACAAGACACGUCCAAUUUUCUUUAGAAAUAAAGGCGCGUUUGGAAAGAGAACUCGCUUCUUCUUUUUCUUUUUUUUAAAAAAAAGCCUUUUCAUAGUUAUGCUGACGUUCUUAAGAGACUCGAUAAUUUUGCUCUACAAGCAGUGAAUUUUGCAUUUUUAUACGUGGGAGGUUUGGGUGAUUCUUUUUUCUUUUUUUAAUCCCACGGUCCUGUUUCGAGAGAGAGAAAAUCAGGACUUGCUUUAAAAUAGAAUCAAAAUCCAAACUGCCAGCUGCAUCCGUCUCCACCUGAGCGCGCUUGAAAUCUAAAGCAUCAAAUUAUACGAUUGGAAACCAAGACAGGAAGGGACUGAGCAAGAGGGAACAACAGCUCGAAAUAUUUUUUUUUCUCAUUAUUAUUCCUCUCCUGCUUGCACCUUGGACAAUGUACCAGGACUUUCCGACGAAUUUUGAUACCUCCUCUCGAGGCAGCAGCACUUCUCCAGGGCAUCCGGAAACUUACUCGAGCAUCACAACUCAACAGAAAUUCCGGGUCGAUAUGCCAGGAUCGAGCAACACAUUUAUUCCUACUCUCAACGCAAUAACCACCAGCCAAGAUCUACAGUGGAUGGUUCAGCCCACCGUGAUAACCUCCAUGCCAAGUGCCUACUCUCGCUCGCAUCCCUACAGCCACGCAUUGCCCAAUCUGUCUUCAGUUACUGGACACACAGCCCUACAAAGGCCUGGUGUUAUUAAAACCAUUGGGACCACCGUGGGCAGGAGGAGAAGAGAUGAACAGUUAUCACCUGAAGAAGAAGAGAAGCGAAGAAUUAGAAGAGAAAGGAACAAGCUAGCAGCAGCAAAAUGCCGUAACAGACGCCGAGAGCUGACUGAGAAACUCCAGGCAGAAACAGAGGAGCUGGAGGAGGAGAAAUCAGUGCUGCAAAAGGAGAUUGCUGAACUAGAGAAAGAGAAAGAGAAGCUGAAAUUCAUGUUAAUGGCGCAUAGCCCCAUGUGCAAGAUCACCCCCGAAGGGCAUCAAACCCCUCCACCUCAUAACCUCCAGGCCCUGAGGACUGGAAUGAGUGGCCAUGUGGUGGUGAAGCAAGAGCCUGUGGAGGAAGAGAUCCCCUCUUCCUCUUUAGAUCCUGAAAAAGGGCAGAGAUCUGUCAUUAAGCCCAUCAGCAUUGUUGGAGGGUUUUAUGGAGAAGAGCCACUCAACACACCUAUUGUGGUGACUUCAACUCCUGCUGUUACCCCUGGAACAUCCAACUUGGUCUUCACCUAUCCCAGCGUGCUGGACCAGGAUUCACCACUCUCUCCAUCAGAAUCCUGUUCCAAAGCUCACCGGAGGAGCAGCAGCAGUGGGGAUCAGUCAUCUGAUUCCUUGAACUCUCCAACUCUACUGGCGCUGUAACUCUUUAGCCACCACUCCACCCAGUUACUGUUGGUGGGGGAAAGCUCCACCUCAAGAUCAGAGACAGCACAAUGGCAUUUGAGCACAAGGCCAACAAGAGCCAGGAAAGGAAAUGAUGUUGCUCCAGAUAUUUCCUUAGACAGGAAGACUAGAACAAAUGAAAGCUAUAUCAGUCUGGAGUUGGUAAGCAGCAGUCACCAUCCCAGGACCCAACGGUGAGGGGUUUUCCCUCCUUCACCAGUUACUGCAGUGGAUGUGACCAUCCAUAAAUUGCUAGCUGUUUUCCUGUUAGGCUGAUGAAUGGACUGUCUGACCUGGCUCCUUCUCCUGCGCUAAGUAGUACAUUCCAGUUAGUUGAUCUCAUUUGGGCCUUAACAUUUUCUUGAUUUUUGUUGGAUACCAUGACAUUUCGAAAACUCUAAAGGCUUGCUGAACCACUGCUGAUAUUGAGAGCUGCCUCGUGGGAAUGUUUGCCAUAUUGGGUGGCUUUUGGCACAGGGUGGAAGUUUUGGGGGAGAAGGGAAAUUUAUUACAGGUCCAAAUGGUUCUUCAAAAGUUACACAUCCAGUGUCUUCAUUAGGCAAUGGGGAAAGUGACGGGGAAACUGGUUGACAAAAAGAGAAGCGUCUCCCUGAAGACAAUAGAGAACAGUGCACUGUCUACAAAGGCUGUAUCUGCAACAUACCUUCGUCAGUGGGCUAGGAGUGGUGCCAAGAGGGCUGGGGAAAUGCCAGAGUGGGUUUCCACUAAGCCUUUGUUUCUGGCAUGAUGUCUUCUGUAAUUAGUGUUUGUCAAAUCUGUUGCAGGACCCUGUGUUUUCUUUCCUUUUGGCUGCCAGCCAGCCACUUUGGGUGUGAUGCAGCUUCCUGUGAAGUAUGCCUGAAUCACAUGCUGGUGUUGUUUCUCAAACAAAGCUACCAGCUUCCAGAUUGCGGAUGGUUGUCUUUGCCCAGUGCUACCAUUCUUCUUGUGGCUGACCAGGAAAGGGGAUUAAUUUGAGGGAGAACGUGCAAGAAGCUCCCUUGGAGAAAUUUUCCCCCUUUGGCUAAAUUUCAAUCAUUGGGACCUGGCCAGGGUUAUGCACAUUGGCACCUGAUGGUGUCAGGCCAAAUCAGUCCUUAAUUGUCCUUUUUCUGGUCCUAGAGACCACUGAAGAAAAAUGGAUUCUGCACUUUGCCUCCUGCUGCAUUUGGUGUUUCCAACUCUUAAUUAAAUAUGGCUGAUAAAAUCUGUGCUCACUACUGAAAAAGGCAGCAUGUUUCACUUAUGUACAUCUCCUGUAGUGCCAAGCAUUGAUGCAACUGUACUUAAAGAAUUUGCAGAUUUCAGCAGGGAUUCCCACAGAUAAAUUGGAGAGAGGUUAGCUUUAUCUUCAUCUGGAAGCAGACAGUUUUACUCUAAAACUUGUUCUUUAUAAAACACACAAUAUAGCUCAAGUUAAUGGUAAACAUAAUAAUGACUGGGUCUUUUUCUUUUAUGUGAUCUGUGGGUCAGCAAGGCAAGGGAGCUGAUAGAUUUUUUACCCCAUUGUGCGCUUCAGAGAUCAGGUUCUUGAGUUUGGGCAGGAUCUUCUUCAAGCCAUGUUAACUCCUGUGGUGAGCAUCAUCGCCUCUCUUCAAGCUUUGCCUUAAAAGCUGGGAAACUGCCAUCUUGAUUCAAAGUUAAUUUUCAUUGAUAUCAGUGAUCACAUUCCUGUUUAUUUUUAAUGCGUCUGGAUCACAGGCAUAGUUCGGAAUAUAAUGCUAGGCUAUUUGAUCAGAGUUUCUAGUUAAUUAAGUUUUUAGAAUGAUCUAGAUUAUGGGUUUUUAUUUCCUAAUAAGAAAAGUCAGAUUCAGUGGCAUGAAUGAAAUCCAGGGAAUUUGAGUACUGUAAAGGUGGUGUUUGAUUCAAGUGGAGCUCAGUUCUUGGUCAUUUCAUGGACAUGUUUAUGUCAUUUUUUUGGACAACAAUGGCGACUUGCCUUCUUCAAGGAUAUUUUUGACUACAGUCUAAUUUGCAAUCUGGGAUUCCCUAGAGGAUUGAAUCUAGAAUCUUGAAUCUAGAAUUGACUAGAUUCAAAACAAACUCCGCUUAGCUUCUAAACCCAGAAAUGACUGAUGAAGUUUCAUUAUCUAUUUUUGCCUAUGCUGGCCAUAGGAGGAGGGGGAAAAAUUCUGGCUCCUGGAAGAACAUCUGACCACUAAACAUGCCCUAGGUAUUACUGAACACUAUCAAGUUUCUAUUUAUAGCAAUAAAUGCCAAAUAUUUGCUUUAUAGGAAAAAAGGGUGUACAAACUGAUUUUUCUGUUAUUUCCUAUUGCAAAUUCUAUGUUUAUUGAACUAAUUUAAAUCAGCCGUCCCAAUUUAUGCUCUACGUGCAACACCAUAGUCUGAGCCAAAAGUCAUGUGGUGAACAAGAGUUUUUCUGUAAAAAUGUUGAGCUGUAUCAUGUUGAGGAAGGCUGGUGUAAAACCAGAAUGAAAAGUUGUCUAAAAUGUUGUAUUGCUCAAGGUUCAGACUUCAGCAUCUCAUGUUUGAUAUUUUAAGGAGGAUUCUGAUCUUAAUGGGAAAGGAAGGCCAACAUUUUCUUGUCACUAGAAUCAAUAGGAACUGCUCAAUAUACUUAUGUCAGAAGUAAGGGACCAAUGCUUCCCUGCCUUAAUUCUGCCUUCAGAAUUAAAAUUGCCAUAGUUCAUUUAGUACAAAUUCCAUCUCCUUAGGAAUUAAUGGAAAACUAAAGGAUAAAUAAAAUAAAAUAAUUUGAUCUGCAAUCUUGGAAGUUAAAUGAUUAUUGGCAGGAGAGGACAAUAUUCUGUGCAAAUUUUCAUUCUAUUAAUGUUGUGCCAGUAGUUAGGUAUUCAGUUCCACGUUGAAUCUAUGACCUUGCCAUCAUUCCGCAGAUAAACCUGCAGCUAAUAUGUGCUUUUUCAAGAAGUGUUGCUCCAGAAAACUGGGAGAAUUGAAGAAAGUACCUGAGUAGUGAUCCUUUUGUUCUAAUUCCAUGAAGCAGGACAUGAUGGUGCUGAGAUCAAUCCGAUAGAAAGUAGAAAAAUGUUUCAGGCUUGGCGAAGGAACAGCAAUCUUAAGGGAUGCUUCUAGAUAUCUAGAGUUCUGUACUUGGUUCUGGUUGUAGUGUCAGAUCUCUCCAGAUAAUUUGAGCUUGCUUCUCAUUUUAUUUUUAUACCAAUGGGUUUGUGUGUGCCAGUUGGAUGAUGGUUCCUGGAACCUAGCAAAAGUAGAUUUAUAUUUGGUUCAUCCAAUCUUGUUACUUCAAGCAGGUUGAAGUAAAUGAGGCCAUUAUGCUCUACCAGUAAGUAGUUGUCUUUGUGGCUAAUACAUUUUGGUCAACCUUGUAUAAUUGGUUCAUUAAUGUGUUCAGAUUGAACACUGCCAUAUUUUGGGUAGUUGAAUCCAGCUUUUUAUUCCAGUUUUGGCUUUUCUUUGGCAUCUUUUUAAAUAUGCACAUUUAUACCUUGAAAUGGCAUAUUUGCAUUUUCCCUUCUGCCUCGCAGGUGUAAAUGCUGUAAAAUGUUCGCAUGGCACAACCUCUUCUGUUUUGGCUUUAUCUUCCACAAGCUUCUGACAGAGACCUAUGUUUUAUCAUUCUCCCAACUCGCUGAAGAUGACGUAGUAGUAGGAAUUACUUAGCCUCUUGAGAGCAAUAUAGGAUGGCAUCUUACACACGGCUAGUGGUGAUAAGUAACAUCUCAGAUCUAGUUUUCUGUGGUACAGUUCUGUAACACGCGUGUGCGUGAAGACCUAAUAACAGCUUUUGUGCAAUAAAGCAAACUUGAGAAGUUUUGUAGAAUACGUUGUAUCCAAAUCUUUUACAAUCUGUAGGAUUUAUAAGUCUCUGAUCUGACAAUGUUUUGCCCAGCUACAUUAAGACUUAUAUGCAUGCCUUGAUAGAAAGCAAUUCUUGUUCUUGCAGUAUUUGCGGGGGGGGGGGAGCAUCUUUUCCAGAGAAAAAGUCUAUUUGUCUCCCAACACUAAUGCAUUUUAUCUCUCUUUAUCUCUCUGCUUCCUACCCAUUCUUGGUUCUAAUGUUUAUACUUGACUUUUUAUUUCCAUUAGAAAACAAUCCAGCAAACUCUUUGCUUUGCAGCUUCUGUUAAUUUCAACCUGUUUUGACCUGAUGACACAGCUAGAGGUGGUGUAGUCACUGGGUUUAAUGAAUUUUGCUUAGAAAACUGGCUGAAGAAUUGUGAUAUAACAGGACCUGAGGUGGUCAUAUCAGUAUCAAAGGAUUUUUUAACAAAAAUGUCCUUAUUAUAUUGUUUUAUUUAAUUCAUUCACUAGGUUCAUUUGAACUUAGCAGUAUGCUGCUUCUGUAUUCCACCCAAUCAUAAAAACACUCAUUAUUUCUUAUUUAUUGGCAAGCAAACAUUUUUUUGUGUUGGCUACAAUGAAUCUGCCCACCAUUAAUUAAACAACUUUUUUAUGCCAAAAUGAAAUUAAUCAGAGAGGGUCAAAUAUUUUAAAAGAGAAUGCAAAUGAUAGCAUAUCUUUCUUGUUUUUUUUUACAUAGACAUAUAAUGUUUACAUCUUUUUUUGCCGCAGAUCUGGAUUUGAAAAAAUAUUUUUUCCCUACUGGUUUUUAAAAUCUUGAUUUUUUUAAAAAAUAAAAAUAGUUAGACAUGGUAAGGGUUAAUAAUUUCUCUCCUUCCCUUUGUAUAAUUUUUCAAUGAAUUUUCUUGGUGCUUCAUUUUGGUUCUAAUUGUUGUUCUGUUCAAAACUUCAUGAAUAUCAAUUCUGUUUAGAAAUGGUUUAGUAGUCUCAGUUUCAUGUUCUUUUCAUUCAUGAGAAUUAUUCUUUUCUGGUGGGGGAGAGGUUUCAUUAAGCCAUAAGUAUCUAUCUGUGCAAUAAACACUAGGCAAGAGCUUUCAAAAAAGGUUGGUAUCUUGGUCAUAAUGUGCUUUGUAGACAAAAUUUUCCAGGGCUUUUCUAAGUAGGGCUGCUUCAAUUGCUGAAUGAAACAGACUUAUCUAUAAUUCACUUUCUGUUUCUUCCAAAAAGUGGUUCCUGUGAUCACGUUCAACAUUCCAUUUAGGUGGCAUUUUUGCAUAUCCGUAUAAUCCUAAUGUGUGUUUUAUUCCAAUUUAUUAAAAAUCCAUUCUGCAGGCAGAAAGAUCUAAAAUGGGCAAGCAGAAUAUGAUUUAAUUCCCACAGCAAGAGUAAAAAUGAUGCCCUUCCAUUAUAUCCAUUGGUUUGCGUGUAAAUUGGUGUUUUUUUAAAAAAAAAUGGCAACAAAGAAUGCUGAUUUGAUUCCAUAUCCAGGCUGAUGGAAUAGAUUGUCUAACGCUGUUUUUGGCGUACACAAAAGAAAAGAAUAUCAUAGCAAAAAAAAAAAGAAACCCAAAACGGAAAAUCUGCAAGAACACCAAAUUGUACACGUAUAUGCAUAUUUUCCAAUUAUAGAAAACAAAGCCAGAAGAACUGAAGGAAGUAAACUUUUUUAUGUCUUUCUCUGCAAAUCUCAUGAGAUUAAUAAGAACCAUAAAGAUUAGGAAAAAUUGGGAAGAGGUGGGAGAAGCUCCAAAACUUACCUAUCUAUCAAAAGGGAGGGGAUUCUCUUAUAUAAAAUGUACAGAGAAAUGGUUUCUAAAAAUGAGCUUUCAAUCUUCUUCAAAUUAUAAGAAGGGAACAAGAGAAUUCUCUCUCAGUAAAAUACUAUUUUUCUAUCCUAAAAAUGGUUCUGCUCCCUUCCCAUCUUGAAUUUUAAUACUGUUCUGAUUCUUUUGUGGCUGUUUUGACGUAGGAUAACCAGAAUUAUAUGUUGAAAAUAGACAUUUGGUCUGUCUCAGUGAGCAGAUAAAUGUUGUGCAUGUGUAUAGAUUCUACUGUGUAGUCCCAAUAAAUAUUGGUAAGAAAAAGUGCAUCUUCAUUAGCACAGUAAAUUGAUGGCAUAAAAUGAAAGAAUGCUUUAGGAUCAAAGGGCCCGAUUCUCUCUUUGUUUAUGACUGUGAUCUUAAAUGCAUUCACCUUAGAUGUACGUACACCAGUGUUAUAAUCAGUAGAAAAAAUUGUUUCAGUGGUUUUAUUUUUUCCCAUCAUAUAUACAAAUCCAUAAAGAUCUUUAUUUUUUAUUUCCACACAUCCAAAAGGUUUGCGUUUCUUUUUCCCCAACAAGGGGUGAAAUAAGUUUGGAUAGCCGUGAUUUAAAUUGGGAGCCCUUUUCUGAAUGUCUGUGUAAGAUCUCUCAUUGGCAGAGAAACUUGCCGGGGAGGUCAUCUUAUUCCUUUUCUUGUAAUGCAGGCCUACAAUAUUUGCACUAAAAUUAACAAAAAUAAUGGUGUGGAGGUGGUUUAAAGAAAGGUUGCUGCUAUGAGAGAAAGAACUUAAAAGAAUGGCCGUGCUUUUACAGAUUUUAAUGUACCAUUUUGUAAAAUGAAAUCAGUCUAGAUGGAAAAGAAUGAAGGUUUUAUAUGUAUGUGUGUGUAUAAAAUUAUAAUUAUUAUUUUUUACUUUCUCUUGCUGUUCAUUUCCACAUCCCACUUGAUUCUACUCUGUGUUCUUUCAUUGCUACUUUUGUGAUUGUGUUCAUUAGCCCCAUCCCCAAGUUUAAACACUUGUAAAUGAUGCUUUCAUGGCACUGCAGACACCUUUUUUUGUUUGUACAGUGAGAUCUAACUGGAGUUCUUCUCUCUCUUCAGUUGAAUUCAUUAAAAAAAUUUCUUUGUUAUGA
This is a messenger RNA of Thamnophis sirtalis, 8333 nucleotides long. RefSeq names its product FOS like 2, AP-1 transcription factor subunit (gene FOSL2). Gene Ontology annotation, molecular function: DNA-binding transcription factor activity, RNA polymerase II-specific; RNA polymerase II cis-regulatory region sequence-specific DNA binding. NCBI's taxonomy places the organism in Eukaryota, Metazoa, Chordata, Lepidosauria, Squamata, Natricidae. The record is from RefSeq and is a predicted model, not a curated record. Gene Ontology annotation, biological process: regulation of transcription by RNA polymerase II. Gene Ontology annotation, cellular component: nucleus.